CGUCGCGCGCGACCGAAAAUAAUACGAUUAUUCCGAACUAAAUUGUUAAAAGCAUCAUCAAUGUAAUAAUUUUCUGCACAAACGGUUUAAAUAAGCAACAACCGUGGAACUAACCAAGCUCUCAGUUAUAUCAAUCAAGAUGGCUUCGUCAAAUGGUAAGGAAAGUGCAAAAGUGACCGUUUCUAUGGAUAGUUUGAAAGUGUCUAGUAAGCAUACGUCUAAACAUGCGUCUUCUGAGUCUGUGCUAUCGAAGAAGGACAAAGAAUGUCUCCAAAUGCAGGAAUGUAAGAAGAAGUUGUUGGCUAUGGAACCACAGAUAAUAAUAAGGGAUGAGAACGUGGUGCUACGAUCUCCUCCACAGAAGAAGAUUGUGAUGCCGACACAGAUUAAUCCAGAGGAACUAGCAGCCGCUACGCCCACGCAACGCAAUUGGCGAGGCAUUCUCAUAGCGCUGUUGGUGAUAGCGGCCGUGCUCGGAUUGAUAGUGUUUAGCAUAGCACUGCUCACCCCCACAGGAGACGAUGGAAGGGGCCGCGGAAGACGGCCUACACUUGCCGAUGUUCUUACGGAACAUUAUAAGCAAUUUAACGGCACUUGGUUAUCAGACACAGAAUUAGUAUUCAGAUCGCGAUGGGGCGGCCUCACGCUGUUCAACGUGAAAAACUUUACCACGAGACUUCUGAUGAACAAUUCUACAUUCAGAGAAUUGAAUGCCGUAGAUUUCAAAGUGUCGGCGGACCUAAAGUUUGUGCUGCUCAUAUCUGAUGUACGACCGGGAUGGAGGCAUGCCAGGCUCGCCAGAUAUCACGUCUACGAUGUCAUAACAAGGAACCGAAUUCCCGUGUCACCAAUAGAGGAUGAUCGGUCCGCACCACUGCUACAACACGCAGAAUGGGCCCCUGUUGGGUCAGGCUUGGUCUUCGUUCAUGAUAAUGACAUCUAUUACAAGCCCAAAGUACUUAAGGCACUAGUUUGUCGAAUCACAAGCAAUGGUGUCCCAGGUGUACUCUUCAAUGGCGUACCUGACUAUCUGUAUGAGACUGAAGUGCUCCGUCUCGACCGAGCCUUGUGGUUCAGUCCAGAUGGUCAGACCCUGAUGUACGUCAGUUACAAUGACACUCUGGUGCCACAGUAUAUGUACCCGUGGUACGGCCUGGAUCAGCCCGAGCCACCGCCAUACCCCACUAUAAGGACGCUUAGGUACCCGCAGGUCACCACCAACAAUCCAGUGGCGACGAUAUACGUUGUUAGUCUGAAGACGCCCAAGUUUCUGUUUCCUCACGCCAUACAAUUUUCUCCGCAAGUCGACAAAAAUUGGUACAUAAGAUGGAGCAGUUGGAUAUCAGAGCGGCAGAUCGGCGUCGUACUGCUAAACCGGCCUCAGAACAUCUCCAUCAUCACGAUCUGCAGUGCCGUGCACUAUAAUUGUCAGGAUAUAUAUCGAGACGAAACAGACGGGACCCGCUGGUCGGGUCUGGGGGCGGAUCCAGAGGAUGAGGAGUGCGGGUGGUGCGGCGGGGGAGCCUUAGUCGGAGGUCCGGGGGGUGUGUUCACAACAAUGCCCAUCACUGAUCAUGGAGGCGUAUGGAGACAUGCUGUAUUGCUGGGAAAGGACUCCAGGACUACAUUGACGCAAGGCAGCUUUGAAAUCACGCAACUAGUGGGAUGGGACGAACAACGGAGAUAUUUAUACGUGAUAGGCACGGCGGUGGAGCGUCCAGGCGAACGUCAUGUGUAUCGUGUGCGCGUGCCAAGAGACGGGUGGCCCCCCGCACCCCGCUGCCUCACCUGCCCCAACACCCUUCCUGAUGAGGACACAUCACCCACCACUGAUCACACGGAGUACGAAAACGUGACAUCGUCACUUCCUUCGUGGCCCACAUCCACAGUCUUGCCCCACGUAGCCGACGAAAAUGAUUCACUGCCAACCGAGUGUCUCUACAACAGAGUUUUCUUUAGCAGGAACUUCUCUUAUUACGUACAGGAAUGCCUCGGCCCCGGUCCUCCAGCUAUAUUUCUGUGUACUAUGAGCGGCGCUCGUCUCUCCGUGCUUCACGAUGGACAGCCAUUACGACAACAUGUCGCUGCUCUUGCUUCUCCGCACAUCAAGGUGUUCAGAGUGGAGGUGCAAGCUCACAGGGAGGCUCGAGUGCGCCUGUUGCUACCGCCGGGACUCAGAGAAACCGACGACUUACCUCUUCCUCUUGUUUUACACGUGUCUGCAUCACCUGGUGGUCAGCUAGUAUCGUCUCGGUGGGGCAUGGGAUGGGGGUGGUACCUCGCCUCAGCACGGAACUUUAUAGUUGCACAAAUUGACGCAAGGGGCUCUGCCGGACAGGGUGAAGAAUUACGAACAGAGAUAUAUCAAAAAUUACUUUCAGUCGACGUUGAAGAUCAAAUCGCGGUUUUGUCAUACCUUCGCGAUAACCUCAAGAUGGUGGAUGGCAGCCGAGUAGGGGUGUGGGGCGCGGGGUACGGGGCGGCCGCUGCACACGCUCUUGCCGCCGGAGACGCCAGAAACCUCACUCGUUGUCUUGCUCUUAUAGCACCACUGGCUGACCUAACACACCACACGUCAUUCUGGACAGAGCGGUAUGGAGGUGCAGGAGCUGGUGGUGGUGGGGGGGCAGUUUGGCGUCGUGCAGGGAACUUGCCCCCUCGAAGGGUAUUACUGGCCCACGCUACGGCUGACACGCGAGCCCCGCCGCACCACGCCUUGGCGCUGGCACACGCUCUGAUUCGAGCAGGAGCGCUCUACACUCAUCAUGUUUACCCAGAUGAGGGUCACAAUUUCGAGAAAUCCCAGAUCCACCUAUAUAAGACCCUGGAGCAGUUCUUCGACGAAUGCUUUGGUCCCGUUGAAGUCGCAGAUUGGGAUACAGGGGUUGAGGGACUAUUCCCAUUCCGGGACUAAAGCCUAUUACUAUUUUAAAAAGACAUCUAAAUGACAGUUCUGAUUACGUAUAAACAUACUAGGGUCAUUUAUGGAUAAAAAUGAAAUUUCCAGAAUAUUUAAAAGAUUAACCAACUUAAUACAAAAAAAUAUAUUAACAUAAGGUUUACUAAGUGUUAUUUUAAUUUAUAUGGUAUCUCUUGUCACACAUUGAAGGUAAAGCGUGUAACAAGAAAAAAAUAUAUGAAAUGUCGGGUUCCUCGUUACACGUUUAGAUAAUAUAUGUAUAUAUUACACUAGUUAGAAAUGAACUUAUCGUUUUAUAAUUAGGCAAUAAUUUUCGGUUGGAUCCAUAAUCAUUUUUGAAACUUUUGUUAAUAUACCAUAUAAUGGCAAAAUAAAAAUAAAAACGCCGUCCUUAACCUAAAACGUAAAAGGACAAAAAUAAUUACUUUUACUUACUUUCACUUUAAAAGAAUUUUAAUUUUAAACAAGCAAAACCUUCUUUUGGUCGUCUGGUUAAAGGAAGUUGGAGGUUACUUAGUCGGAAUCGUUUGUCAAAUGGAAUAUGUAAAAUUACAAUUCCAAUUAGUUAGUAAACAAAUUGUUUUAACCAUUGCACCGUUAUUUUACACGAAUAGAUUAUCGAAAUGGUGCAUAUUUACAAUAUUAAUACUUAUUUUACUAGAUUGAUAGUUUUGAAACAAAUGAGAAGUGGAUUUGAGUGUUUUACCUUGAUGUAUUAUUAUUGUUAGAUAAAUGAAUUGUAAAAAAAAAAUAGUUUGUGAAAAAAACAAUUGACCAGAUUUGUUCAAAUAUUGUGUUAUUUAAAAUAAAUAAUUGCAAAUCAUUUUAGAUUAUAGAUCGAGUAUAGAAAGCGGUCGUUAGUCUCUCUGACUUAUAUUUUUUUAUUAUCCUUUACUCUGACAUCUUACAAGUUUACGACAUAUUUGUAUUUCGUGUUGGAUUAUUUUUUCACAAACUAUGUUUGAGCUAGACGCUCUCUGAAAAUUUUCUUAUGAUUAUAAUAAGGUAUAAAUGUUGUAUAUUUUAGCGUAAGUGUACGUCGUACCUACUUACCUGUGUCUAUGUACCUACUUCUUCAAUGUCGCUUUGAAUGUCAUCGUAACUUAGCUUUAAUAUUUUUAGAUUAUUCCAAAAUAAAUUCUAUUUCUACUACGCGUCACAGUCACGAUGAUAAAAGAUAUUGCUUGUGACUAUCUUCGUGACUGAUACAAUUUUGCCCAACAAUGUAUGUUUAGUGAUGAAGUACCAAAGAUAGAUUGCUAGUUAAUAAACAUUUUAUUGAAAUAUUCAAACAAAUAGAUUUUAUAAAAAUAAUAAAAAGUAUAUUAUAAAAAUAUCAUGUUAUAGAUGUCGUAUUUAUGUAAUACAGAGAGAUAUCGUUGUCAUAGAUAAUACUGUGUAUAUUUUGUGUAACAAACGUUUUCUAGUCGAUAACUAGUCAUUAUUUAUUUUUACACUUUAUUCCUUAAUUAACAAUACAAGUAUCCGAAUGAUUCUUCACUGCCACUUUGUUUUAUCACAAAAUCAUUAUUCUACAAUUAAACGUACACAAUUAAUUUAAUUUGAAUAUUCGGUUUAAUAAACGUAAAGGAAUUUCAUGAUAUAACAGUUCAUGGUAUAUUUGGAUAUUCGACGUCUCUUGAAUAAUUUGUUUCUUCUUAAAACUUAGUAGUCGUUUCAUACUCUAUUUCUAUCUCAUGUUAUUGACUACAAUUUAUUUAAAAUAGAAUUCGAUAAAAAUAAAUGUUUGGAACAUUUAUUAAUUAACUGAAAUAUGUUAUAAAAGUUAAAUUUUAAACAGUUGUCAUCUUUACGAUCUAUGAAGAUGACAUUACAUCUAAGUUUCCUAUGGAACCACGUUAUAUGGCACACUUAUUAGGAGGAAGCGAUGCUUUGCGAAUUUCUAAUACUAGUUAAGUAAGACUUAACUUUUACUGCUGUAUCUUGAUCAUCAGAACAAGCAGAUCAUAUUUUCCAUAUCAAUGGUCUGUCUUUAUCUUAGAAAUUAUAUUCAUUUUUAGUGCUGCGACAUGGCAUUGUAGGUGUAUUUCAAUUCUGAUAAUAAUGUGUUUCCUCUAUCUCCUAUACGUGUGUAAAAUUUGUAUGCCAUGUAUGCGACAUUGUUUGCCUAUUUUCCUUGUAUACAGACUGAUACAGUUUGAAUAAUGAAUGUGAUUUAAUUAAUCUAGGUUGGUAUGUGUAAUAUUAUGUUUUUAUGCUCAGUUGUUAU
Pieris brassicae (large cabbage white) is the source of this 5150-nucleotide messenger RNA. Its product is annotated as inactive dipeptidyl peptidase 10. The record is from RefSeq and is a predicted model, not a curated record. NCBI's taxonomy places the organism in Eukaryota, Metazoa, Arthropoda, Insecta, Lepidoptera, Pieridae. The transcript has 19 exons. Bases 140 to 2914 code for a protein of 924 amino acids. Gene Ontology annotation, molecular function: serine-type peptidase activity; dipeptidyl-peptidase activity. Gene Ontology annotation, biological process: proteolysis.